This is a messenger RNA of Lactuca virosa, 1385 nucleotides long. The record is from the annotation of a GenBank genome assembly. NCBI's taxonomy places the organism in Eukaryota, Viridiplantae, Streptophyta, Magnoliopsida, Asterales, Asteraceae.
AAAUCUUAGCGUUACGUGCGACAUAAUUACAAAAUCACAGCUAGAUAGAGGAAGAGGAGAGAGAGAGAGAGACAGGGGCGUCGUGUGCAUCCUCCCUUUUCUCAUAGACUUUUUAAUUAAAUCAUCACCAUUUUUAAUUCUGUUCCUUACUUUAUGUAGUUGAUGUGAUGUUCUUCGAUUAUUGCAUGAUUUUUUGUGGCAUUUCUGAUCAACCUAUAGUUUUCCGUCCAUGUAUCAUCGGCAAAUCCGUGAAUCAUAGUCGGCGUUGACGGUGGAAUAGAUUGUAUCAAUAUGAGUUUGGUUAAUAACAGCGUCGAGACAGUAAACGCUGCAGCCACCGCUAUAGUUUCCGCCGAGAGCCGCGUUCAGCCGACCUCCGUUCAGAAAAGAAGAUGGAGCAGCUGCUGGAGUCUAUACUGGUGUUUCGGAUCAUACAAACAAAGCAAACAAAUCAGUCACGCCCUUUUAGCUCCUGAAUCAUCAACAGCACCCAAUCCAACAGCACCAUCAACAAUCCAAAACACAAACACCACAAACACCGUCGUAUUCCCUUUCAUUGCUCCGCCGUCUUCUCCGGCGUCGUUCCUCCAAUCAGAUCCCCCCUCAGCCUCCUACUCACCAGUCGGUCUACUCUCGUUCAAAUCCCAAGGAGUCGCGUCAUCAAUUUUCACAAUCGGUCCCUACGCUUACGAGACUCAGCUAGUUUCACCCCCUGUCUUUUCAACUUACACAACCGAACCCUCCACCGCCUCCUUCACACCCCCUCCUGAAUCCGUUCAAAUCACCACCCCUUCAUCCCCCGAAGUCCCAUUCGCACAGUUGCUGACGUCAUCUCUCGCACGUGCGAGAAAACAAAAUCAGAAGUUCCCAUUUUCACAAUACGAGUUCCAGCCUUAUAACAACACGAAGAAAUUGGGUUCACGAUUGAGUUCCGGAUCCUUGACUCCGAAUGGAUGGGGUUCGAGAUUAGGGUCGGGUUCAUUGACCCCAAAUGGAUUGGGUUCGAGAUUAGGGUCGGGUUCAUUGACCCCAAAUGGAGGCGAAAUGAGUCAGAUUUCUGAGGUGGCGUCGCUUGCCAACUCAGCAACGAAUUCACCGAAGGGAGAAACGUUGGUUGACCAUAGGGUUUCGUUUGAGUUGACUCAUUUGGAUCUCGUGAACAAUCUAGAAUCUUCUAGAACUUCAUCAGGACAUAGGGAUUUUAAUUUUGACAACAUGAAUCCAGGUGUUGGUGUGGAAUUGGGGUCUGAAAAGAAUUGGACAUUUUUCCCUAUGUUACAGACGCCGGUUAAGCCGAGCUGAGGGUAAAUGGGUAAUUUACUAUUAUGCCCUUAAGAGGUACAGAUAUCUGAUUUGUCAUUUGGGCUUUUGAUGUAUGCAAUUUA